Molecule: messenger RNA, 1725 nt
Organism: Talaromyces proteolyticus
Lineage: Eukaryota; Fungi; Ascomycota; Eurotiomycetes; Eurotiales; Trichocomaceae
Product: thermophilic glucose-6-phosphate isomerase
Exons: 8
Coding region: 279-1496 (405 amino acids)
Biological process (GO): oxalate metabolic process
Cellular component (GO): cell wall
Source: RefSeq, a predicted model, not a curated record
AACGACUGUUGGACAACCCCAGGGCUCAAGCAUCAGACACAUUCCAAUUAUUCAGCUGGAGGCGCGCUAACCACCACGAAGGAUGCCGCGGCCGAUCGUCCUUUUACUUCGUCCGGCUUGAAUUAGUCCCACCAUUUGAACUACAGUUUGAUGACUUCUAAUCUAUAGCGAUGGGCCGAGCCGUUCGUGCAAAUAGCUUCACCAUAGCUUCGAUGUCAUCAUUUCGAAAUGAUAUCGUGACAUGAAGUAAGAAAUCGAUCCAUGAUGAUUCGAAAUUGAUGCAUUUCCUCGCCUUUUCUUUGCUAGGCCUAGCCUCAGCUGCAAGCAUCCAGAAACGUGACGGUUUCUCUGAUGGGGAACCGAUCAAUGAUGCGACCGGAAAGGGUGCUCCUAUUAUCGGGGGGACUAAUCACGAACUCGACCUCCAAAACCCUGACAACCUGGGUCGCCAGUCCACUGACGCUGGAUAUGUCCCUAAUCUGAAAUGGAGUUUCUCCGACUCCAAGACCAACAUCUUCCCAGGGGGCUGGAGCCGUGAACAGAUCAUCACAGAUCUCCCGUUGAGCACUGACAUUGCUGGCGCGCAGCAGCACCUGAAGAAGGGCGCCAUUCGAGAGCUCCACUGGCACCGGACUGCUGAAUGGGGGUUCUUGUACAAUGGAUCUCUUCUCCUAUCCGCUGUCGACCAAAACGGCCAAUACCAGGUUGACAGACUUGAAGCAGGCGAUGUGUGGUACUUCCCACCAGGUAUCGCGCAUACUGUUCAAGGUCAGGAUGACUCGAAUGAAUACUUGUUGGUCUUUGACGACGGCGACUUCGAAGCUCAGGGAACAACUUUCAUGAUCGACGACUGGGUUGCCCAUACGCCCAAGGACAUCCUAGCCAAGAACUUUGGUGUCGAUGCGUCCGUAUUCGAUAAUGUGCCUCCGACAUUCCCCUAUAUCCUGAAUGGCACUGUCAGUAACGAUACUCAUAUUGUUGGCCCUGCCGGUGCUCUUAUUGGCAACAGUUCCUUUGUGUAUCAUGCCAAGGACCAUGCGCUGGAGAAAGUCCCUGGUGGCGGUGGUACAUUCCGCCGUAUUGACUCUACCACCUUCCCUGUUGCUACGACUAUUGCGUCUGGAUUUUUCACUCUGGAACCCAAGGGCCUGCGCGAAUUGCACUGGCAUCCUAACGCUCAAGAAUGGGUAUACUUCCAUCAAGGAACAGCUCGCGCAACCGUCUUUAUUGGAGGCCAGAAAGCGCGCACCUUUGACUUCCGUGCUGGUGAUACUGCUGUCUUCCCUACCAACAGCGGUCAUUACAUCGAAAAUACAUCGGAUAACGAAGACCUCAUUUGGAUUGAAAACUUCAAGAGUGACAAGGUUGAGGACAUUUCUCUCACUCAGUGGCUUGCACUGACUCCUCAUGAUGUUGUUGCCACCGUUCUCAAGAUCCCCGUGGAGGUUGUGGACCAGUUGAAAGCCGAGAAGCAGAUCCUGAUUAAGGGCAAUUAGGAAAUUGGCAAUGCUGGUGGUGAAUAGUGUUUGAUGUCAAAACACGUUGGAUGUGUGCUAUAUGUAUUCAGCAGGCAGAUGGAAGGGGUGGUUUAGUACGCUACAUUCUAUACGGCUAUCAGUCCUAUUAAUUAAUCAUUAAUUUUCUAUUUCAAGCAAUUACCACAAUAUCAUGCGUGCCAAUAUUUAUAUAUCCUGCAGGUAUCACUAUCACUUCGUAUUCUACUUG